Zootoca vivipara (common lizard) is the source of this 4195-nucleotide messenger RNA. Lineage: Eukaryota; Metazoa; Chordata; Lepidosauria; Squamata; Lacertidae. The record is from RefSeq and is a predicted model, not a curated record.
AGGCAGAGUCAUGAGAGGGCAUCAGAGAAGGGAAGGAAGGAAAGAGAGACAGAGGUCAGUGUUUCCUGCGGCACCCCUGACCAUCGUUCAAGGCACCCCAGGGUGCCACGCCACACUGGUUGAAAAACACUGAUUUAGUCCAUCCUUCUGCAAUGCAGGAAUCUUUUGCCCAAAGUGGGGCUUGAUCUCACAACCCUAGAAUCCCAAGCUUUGUUCCAGGCCUCCUUCCCAGGCAUGUCGCUGCUUGUGUUGGACGAAACAACAGGCGAUCUGCCAGUCCGAGACACCAGCCAGAAGCCCUCCGUGAUAGCGGCUAUACAAGAUGUGUCAUCUUCUGCUGUCCUCCCUGCCAAAUCCCAAGGGUUGAAAACAUGGAUGAAAGCAUCAGGUUCACUGGCAAGGACUCGACGCCAGAUAAACAGAGUGAACCGCACAGAGUUAGAGGACGGGUUCUUGCGACUUCAUGAUGAAAAUCUGCUGCUCAAAGAGUUUGCCCGGAAGCAAGAGGACAGGAUCAAAAGGAUGGGCACCAAACUAUCAAGGCUCAGCCACGAGCGAAUGCAAGUUGACGGGAGACCCGGGAGCUGGAUCCGAAGCUCUGGAAGAAACCUGGACCUGGAGGAGGACCUGGAAGGGACUCGGGAGAGGGUUCGGGAACUGGAGAGACGAAACGAGGGUCUACAGAACCGCCUGCUCUUCUAUAAGCAGCAGCUCCAGCUGCAGAGUUUGAGUCGACACGGCCCUUAUGGCUAUGUCUCUCCCAGGGUAGACACAGGACUUCGGCGGGCACACACAGCCGCUGGACGAGUGCCUGAGAAACUACGCAAAGGAAUGCGGGUUCAAGGGCCAGCGGCCAGACCAACCCACACAGCUCCUGCCCGCUAUGGUGAUCACACUCUGGAGGGAUCUCGAGUUGAGACGGAGAGACUUACCCAGAGCCUGGUCCUUGCAGCAUUGGAGCUGGAUCCUGAGUCGAUGAGUUCCACACGCGGCAGAGAUACGGACCCAGAAAGCGGGCGCUCCCUCCAGCGCCACCUAGAGGUCCGGGAACGCCGAGCCGCCAUCCAGGAAAACGUGGAGCUGAUUCGUCUGCAGAAGCUUCUGAGAGCCAAGAAUUCAGAACUGGUGGUAACCAAAGCCCAGUUUGCUGGCUUACAGGAAGCUUAUGAGACUCAGCUCCAGCAGAACCAAGAGGCACUGAGGUCAGCCAGCGAGGCCUUGCUAGCUCAGGUCGAAAAGCUGAAUGCCCACCUCAGGGAGGAGAGUCAGAAGGUGACAGCCCUGGAGAGCCAAGUAGAAGUCCUUUCUCCACUGCAGGGAAUGCUGGAAGAUUUUCAGGAGAGAGUCCGGGACCUGGAGAAGGAGCGAGAUUUGCUGAAGGAAGAUUACGACAAACUGCUGGAGAGCUGCCUCAGCAAUACCCAGCACCCCCUAGACGUGGUUCCCCAGAAGGACAACGCCCCUUGCUUGGAAGAACAACUCAGCUCAGCAAUUGAGGAGAAGCAGAAGCUGCAGGAGCAGCUGGAGAAGGAAAGAGCUCUGAACGAGGAACUGAAGCAGGAAGUGAGCCAGCUGCUGGAGGAACGCCCACAGGAAGUCGGCUUCUCGCGGGAGAAGGCGGCCAUCUUGGAAAACCAGACUAGAGAGGAAGACACUCCAUCCAGUCUAGUAGUUGAGCCCCUCUAUGUGGAAGGUCUCGAGAGAGAUCCUGGGAAGGAAGAGAUGUUUGCCCAACGGAGUCUAAAGCGAAGACUCCACGAGACGGAGGCCGCCCAUGCUGAGACCGUGCUGGAGCUAGAGAAGACCCGGGACAUGCUCAUCUUACAACACCGCAUCAACCGGGACUACCAGGCAGAGCUGGACGGGGUACUGCUGCAGACGGCAAGAGAGAAGCAGGAGCAUGAGGAGAAGGAGCAGCAAAUGGCCCGCCUUCUGGACCUGCGUGGGGCCCGCAUCCGCCAACUUGAAGGUAGGCAUGUGGAUGGGCAUCUCCCUACCCACGCCAUAGAUCGGAAGCACUCUUUAGAUCUGCACAAGGGGGAAAGUGUGCAGACGAGGGUGAACAAGAUGAUCAAGGCGCAGUUGAAAGAUGUGGCCUACGGAACGAGGGCAGCCCCCUUUCCUCCCAGAGAGGGUGACCCAUCCGCAGAAGCAGUCCCUGACCAGGCCCCACAGCUGCGGCGUGGGGAGAACCUCUUCGAGCUGCACAUCUCAGGUGCAGUGCUGUCAGCCGAGGCACUGCGUCUGCUGGGGGACCCGGAGCCCCUCACCUUUUGCACGUACUCCUUCUAUGACUUUGAGACCCACUGCACGCCAGUGGUGCGUGGCUCCCGCGCCCGCUACGACUUCACCUCUCAGUACGUGGUGCAGGCUGAGCCGUUUUUCCUGCAGUACCUGCAAGGCGCCACGUCCCGCCUCGACCUCCACCUUGCCUCGGCAGUCGAACACACCACCCUGGCCUCCUGCUGGCUGCGCUUUGGCGAGGUGCUGGGCAGCGGGGAGAAAGUGCACGCCACGGCGGUGCUCCGCGGUUCCAAUGGCGAGGAUUUCGGCAUCCUGGAAUAUUGGGCGAGGCUUCGCUUCCCGAUCGAGCAGAUCCUGAGGCUCCACCGGCAGCGAACCAAAGCCUUGGGCUACCUGUCUGCGGGAGUCCAGCACACAAUGGUGGAAGAGGAGAAGCAGGCCCUGGGAGCAGGCUGGAAUGAGGUCUGUGUGCGGAUCGAAGGCUGCUCCAGCCUGCGCAGUCGCUGGUUGGGCUCUCAGCCUAGCCCCUACGCCAUGUACCGGUUCUUCACCUUCCCGGACCACGACACCAUCACCAUCCCUUCGAGCAACAACCCCCACUUUGGGGAUGCCCAGAGCUUUGCUCUGCGUAUCACGCCUGAGCUGCACCACUACUUGCUCUGGGACAGCCUGCAGGUUUAUGUGUUCGACGACGAAGACGAGGAAGCGGGUAGCUACCUGGGAAAGGCCCAGAUCCCGCUGCUGCCCCUGGCACAAGGGUGCAGCGUCGCAGGAGAUUUUGUUCUUAUGGAUCCAGCAGGAAAACCCAAUGGCUCCAUCCGCCUACGUCUGGAGUGGAAACUCCUUUACAUGCCCCCAGAGGACUUCCGCCAUCAGGCGUCCGCUGACUGGGAGCAACAGCGGCAGUCUUUAGAGCAGCAGAUCGAGGAAGAGAAAGCCGAGCUGCGAAGCCGGGUAUGUAAAGUCAGUGUCAAGGAUCAGAGUUGGCUGCCACGCUUUGCAGUCCCCUUGGCUGUCACAGAGCAAGUCUUGCGAGAAAGUGGUAGUGACCGUCUGCCUUCCAGUCUCCAAAGGAAAAAGCCACGACUUUGUAUGUCCGAGGCGGAGAAACGCAUUCGGAAACAUGCCAGGCCAGAAAACGGAGCCAUCCAGCAGGUGGCUCUGGAAGGAGGAAGAGAGGAAGAGGAGCACAAGGCGGCAGCAGUGGAAGAAGAGAUGAUGACCGCAAGUCACCAGGAAUUGGAAGCGAAAUCAAGGCCAUUGGCUGAAGCAGCCGUGCUGAGUGACAAUGCCUCAGAGAGACCAGAUACUUCCAGUGAAGCCCAGACCACAGAGAGCGACGAAGUGGUGGUGCAAUCAUCCGGGCUCCAGGAGUCUCUGGGACCGCCUUCGGACAGGAUCCGCGUGGAGGUUAUCUCCCUGAGCCUGCACCCGGACAGCCCACCCAUUGCUGAUGAAAACAUCCAGCAGCUGUACGUGGAGUAUCGCUUCCCUGGCCUGCUGCUGGAGGAAACGGAGACCCCCUUCUCUUUGCGGAAGCCCCAAGGAAACCAGGAAAUCUACUUCCACUUCAGCAAAGUGAUCAAAGUGGACCCAGACCCAGAGAGCCUUCAGAGGCAGCUGCUCUUUUCUAUGCUGGAUGCGGAGGAGCCCCAGCAUAACUGGCUGCAAUUUGCAGUGGUGAGCGAACCGCUGCCAGGGACCGGAGGAGAAUGCGAAGACGUCGGCUUUGCCUCCCUGGACAUGCGGGAGAUCCUUCUGACAGGUAGCGAUAUGCUGGAGCGAGAACUUGACGUUAUCAGUCCUUUUGAUCCUGAUGCCAACAUUGGGAAGCUGAAAGUGUCCAUGGAAGCAGCUUCUGCCCUGAGAGCCAUUUACUGGGCAGGCAAAAGGAAGAGCAGUGAGGAAUGAUAAGCUGAACGGGUGAAGACAACAGAAACUUAACAGGAUU